Alosa sapidissima (American shad) is the source of this 2559-nucleotide messenger RNA. RefSeq names its product deltaB (gene dlb). Gene Ontology annotation, biological process: establishment or maintenance of epithelial cell apical/basal polarity; cell communication; heterophilic cell-cell adhesion. Gene Ontology annotation, molecular function: calcium ion binding. The transcript has 7 exons. Bases 196 to 2082 code for a protein of 628 amino acids. The record is from RefSeq and is a predicted model, not a curated record. NCBI's taxonomy places the organism in Eukaryota, Metazoa, Chordata, Actinopteri, Clupeiformes, Clupeidae. Gene Ontology annotation, cellular component: plasma membrane; protein-containing complex.
UACACUUUCCCCGUUAAUCUUUUAUUUAUACCAAAGUGGCCGACGCCACUACAAUUUUGGGGAUUUCUUUUUUAAAAAAAUUCGUUGCUUUAGGUUCUACGUAUGUAUCAGUAAUAUAAAAUAUCAGUUCCCCGGAACCAUCGGAUACUUUGUCCCCAGUUUUUAAUUUGCAGGACAGGGCUUACAGCCUACAGAAUGGAUUAUCUCAGAUGUCUUUUGGCUGUAUCGCUGGUUCAGAUUGUAACAUCAUCCGGGUUGUUUGAGCUGAAAAUCCAUUCAUUCACCACAACACGACGUUAUUGUAGACGGUCAAGGGAAUGUAAUAUCUUUUUCCGAAUUUGCUUGAAACAUGCCGAGGAUGUUAUAUCUGCUGAACCACCGUGUACGUUUGGAACAGGACAAACAAAUAUUCUACAUGCUGAUCAGAGCUCAAUCGCGAACAGUGUGCCCAUACGAGUACCUUUCCAUUUCAAGUGGCCGGGAACAUUUUCUCUCAUAAUUGAAGCAUGGAACGCCGAAUCUACUACAGACCACACAGAAAAUCAGAAUAAUCUUAUCAGCCGUUUAGCCACAAGAAGGAGAUUAGCAAUCGGCGAGAGUUGGUCUCAAGAUAUUCACUAUGGAGAGCAGAGUGAGAUGCGAUAUUCCUACCACGUUUCCUGUGAUGAAAACUACCACGGCGAAGAUUGCUCUGAUUAUUGCAGACCUCGUGAUGAUACUUUAGGCCAUUAUACGUGUGAUGAAAACGGAUCCAGGGACUGUUUGGAAGGAUGGAAAGGCCAGUACUGCUCUGAGCCCAUCUGCUCCUCGGACUGCAGCGAGGCCCACGGCUACUGUGAGUCCCCUGGGGAGUGCAAGUGCCGCUUGGGGUGGCAGGGGCCCCACUGCACUGAGUGCGUCCGCUACCCAGGCUGCCUCCAUGGAACCUGCUCCCAGCCCUGGCAGUGCAUCUGCAAGGAAGGCUGGGGAGGCCUGUUCUGCAACCAGGACCUCAACUACUGCACAAACCACAAGCCGUGCGCCAACGGGGCCAGCUGCACCAACACCGGCCAGGGCAGUUACACGUGCACGUGCCGGCCAGGGUUUGGUGGCACCGACUGUGAACUCGAGAUCAACGAGUGUGACUGCAACCCAUGCAAGAAUGGAGGCAGCUGUAACGAUCUGGAGAAUGACUACUCGUGCACCUGCCCCCAGGGCUUCUAUGGUAAAAACUGUGAGAUCAUUGCCAUGACCUGCGCCGAUGACCCUUGCUUUAAUGGUGGCACCUGUAUAGAAAAGCUGACAGGAGGCUAUAAUUGCCAGUGCCUCCCAGGCUACACCGGCUCUAACUGUGAGAAGAGACUUGAUCGUUGCAGCCACAAGCCUUGUUCUAAUGGGGGUGACUGUGUGGAUUUGGGCCAGAGUGUCCUCUGCCGGUGCCGUCCAGGCUUCACUGGACCUGACUGUAACAUCAAUGUGGAUGACUGUGCCCAAGCUCCCUGCCAAAAUGCUGGCACAUGCGUCGAUGGUGUCAAUGAUUAUGUAUGUAGAUGCACACUGGGUUACUCUGGCAAGAACUGCAGCGUCCGUGCUGAUGCUUGCCUGGUGCAUCAGUGCCAGAAUGGAGGCACAUGUUACACUCAUUUUAGUGGCCCUGUCUGCCAGUGUCCCCCUGGUUUCAUGGGUCCAAGCUGCGAGUUCCCUGUGCGACCAAGCUUUGAGAGGGCCUACUGGCGAAGUCCCUCAUCCUCUGGACUCUCCCCAGCUGCCCUGGCCACUUCAGUCAUCCUGGGCAUGAUGGCCUUUGGCCUUGCUGUCUGCGCUGUGAUUUUGCACCGACGGAAGAGGGUGAAGCAGAUAAAGAGGCAGCAGCUUUGCGACUCAGUCUUCAACGAUCUGGAGCCAGAAAACGUCAGCAACUUUGGCUCAAGCUACCCAGAUGAGAGGGGUGACUACCUUAGUCACAUUGGAGGCAGGAACAGCCAUGGGAAGAUCAGCAACAAUGAUGGCCGGCUCAGCCUCUCCUUGUGCCCUGGCAUGACAGACAGAGGAGGCCCUGAAUUCAUAUGGAGCAGUUCAGCUGUUGGAAUGGGACUAAGAUGAGAAUUCUAGAAUUCUUAGCAUGCAUCCAUACAGACACAAACACACAAAGGACAAACAAGGCAUACUUUAUACACAUGCUUGCUUACAGAUCAGGACUGCAUUAUGACUAGCAUGCAGACACGACACCAAGUUGACAAACAUUAGAAUACAUAUUUUUCUGAACUUCACCAACCAGGUGUAGCUUGAUCUGACACUUAUCUGGGCUUUGUCUCCAUAGCACUACUCUGAUUCCAAUCAAGUAAGGCUUGGACUUGCCCAAACAUCUAUAAUGAUCACCAGCCAAUUUCUGUAUGAAACUGGCAUUAUUUAAGAUGUUUAAUUGCCUUGGACAUUUUUCACAAUUUCGAAGUAUAAAAGUUGUGAAGUUGAUGAUCUUACGUGACCUACCUUUUUGUCUUAGUAAAUGAAUGAAUAAUGUAAACACAAAUAUUUUCAUCAUACUAAAACUAAAAGUAUUUGUUUUAUUUUUAAGAGAGC